Messenger RNA from Jaculus jaculus (lesser Egyptian jerboa), 2612 nucleotides. RefSeq names its product leucine rich repeat containing 59 (gene Lrrc59). The transcript is spliced from 7 exons. Lineage: Eukaryota; Metazoa; Chordata; Mammalia; Rodentia; Dipodidae. The record is from RefSeq and is a predicted model, not a curated record. Bases 118 to 1041 code for a protein of 307 amino acids. Gene Ontology annotation, molecular function: protein binding.
UCCGGCGUUGUCCGUUAGGUGCCAAUCCGCCGAACCGGAGCCGACGAGCGGCUUUUCAGCCCGUCUCCCGUCCCCGUCGGAGCCCCGGGAGCCGGGACCCGCUCGGCCGGCGUCAUCAUGACCAAGGCCGGUAGCAAGGGCGGGAACCUCCGCGACAAGCUGGACGGCAACGAGCUGGACCUGAGCCUCAGCGAUCUGAACGAGGUCCCGGUCAAGGAGCUGGCUGCACUUCCCAAGGCCACCAUCCUGGACCUGUCCUGCAAUAAACUGAGUACUCUACCGUCGGAUUUCUGUGGCCUCACACACCUGGUGAAGCUGGACCUCAGCAAGAACAAGCUGCAGCAGCUGCCAGCCGAUUUUGGCCGCCUGGUCAACCUCCAACAUCUGGAUCUCCUCAACAACAGGCUGGUCACCCUGCCUGUCAGCUUUGCUCAGCUCAAGAACCUGAAAUGGCUGGACCUGAAGGACAAUCCCCUGGAUCCUGUCCUGGCCAAAGUUGCUGGUGAUUGCUUGGAUGAGAAGCAGUGUAAGCAGUGUGCAAACAAGGUGCUGCAGCACAUGAAGGCCGCGCAGGCGGAUCAGGAGCGAGAGCGGCAGCGGCGGCUGGAGGUGGAGCGAGAGGCGGAGAAGAAGCGUGAAGCCAAGCAGCAGGCUAAGGAGGCGAGGGAGCGGGAGCUGCGGAAGCGGGAGAAGGCCGAGGAGAAGGAGCGUCGACGGAAGGAGUAUGAUGCCCAGAAAGCAUCCAAGCGGGAGCAGGAGAAGAAGCCCAAGAAGGAAGCCAAUCAGGCUCCAAAAUCUAAGUCUGGCUCUCGUCCCCGCAAGCCACCCCCCCGGAAGCACACUCGCUCCUGGGCUGUUCUGAAGGCGCUGCUGCUGCUGCUGCUGCUGUGUGUGGCAGGCGGGCUGGCGGCGUGCCGGAUGACCGCGCUGCAGCAGCAGCCCCUCUGCACCAGCGUGAACACCGUCUACGACAAUGCCGUCCAGGGCCUGCGCCGCCACGAGAUCCUCCAGUGGGUCCUCCAGACCGACUCCCAGCAGUGAGCUUGUCCUCAGCACCGCUGCCUCCCAGUCUUGGAGCUUGGAUUCCUAUGGAAUUGGGUUCUGCUGGACACAACCUCUUUUUAGCGUCAGACCUACCUGCCAUCAUCAAAUGGCUGCCGAUGGGUACUUGAGACCUCUCCUUUGUAGGACUUCCUUGUUCCUUAGCCAGGGUUCCCUGGUGGAACGCGGAGAAAUGGGAGGUAGGGAGGGUUACCUGCAUGCCUAAAGGAAUAGGCUUGGGGGUGGGGAGAAAACAUAGCCUUUUCUAGUUAUUAUACAAAGCUGUGUAAAGGCAAGGUUUGUUUCUACUAAAUGGUCAGCUGUCACUGCAUUUAUACUUUUGUAUGUCACAAGCCCUUUCUUUCGCUCUUCCCUGGGUAGCCAGGACAGAUCAGGAGGCAGUGUGUUACUUGGGACUAUAAGGCCACCAUACUCAGCAAACCCAACCUAAAUUGGGGUUUAUUUCCUUUACGAACCUAAGACAUUUGAGCAUUUUUAACCAUAUCAAAACUGGCUGUUAAAGGAGCAAGUGAGCCAGGACUCGCCUGCGGUCCUCUAGCUAGUCUGAGGCAGAACUCAACUUCACUCACUCCCAUGGUCUUCCUUCUCCGUGAUGUCAUUUGGUCUCCUUUAUAAUGCUGGACAGAACAGAACUCAUACCAGACUUAUGUCUCAACCAAAGCGUAGCCUCUCUCAGUAUACAUAGAUUCAUGGCUCACAGACAGACCUUAUGCCAUCAGGUCUUGGGCAGCCCCUGUGGAGUGCUGCCUCGGCUAACGUGGCUUCUGCAAUAUGGCAGCACUCCCAUCUCCUUCCCUGGUUUUAGAGCAUUAACUCCCUGAUAGCCAGGAAGCACUUGGUGUGACAAAAUACCUCAAAGGCAACCUGAAAAACUCAGCUGCAGAGAACAGGUUGAGAGUUGGCUGUAGACCUACAGCAGAAGGGAGGAAGGUGCAGCGGGACUAACGCAGCACGGCGGUGGAGCUGCUAACCUAGCACAGGUGAGGACGGCGCCAUCCAUUCUGGCUGCUGCUACAAUCACUCUGUGGCCCCUUUCCGUCAUCUUUUCACAGCAGCCAGGUGAAGGGAUCAAAAAUGACUGUCUUGGUGCUCAUUUGCUUAAAAAUUCCCAAUUGUAAGCUCCUUGCUUCUCCCUGGGGGAGCACGAGCCUGUGACAGUUCAGAGAUAGAGUGUAGCCCCAAUGGCCCAUCUGCAUAGGCCUGCCACUCAGAACUGACCUGACACUGGAAGAAAGGACUUUGUUCUCUCCUCCCCGAGAUAGCUCUGCCAUGUAGGUCUACACCUUACUCAGAAUCACUACGCAUUCCUUUAGUCUUCCUCCAAGCUCCAGAGCCAUUGGUACAGAUGCUUUAUUGAAACUAAACACACAGUACAUACGAUGACGUUAGGAAAACGGAAGUCAGCUUACUCUCAGUUCCUUGGCUGGUUGAGGCAGUUCAGUGGCUGAGCCUAGUCAAGCCAACCCGCAGGCAAGAGUUCACUCUGACUUCGAGAUUUGAUGCUGAUUCUUUUGGAUUUCUACAAUUAUUAAAUCCAUGUCUGAGUGGUC